Molecule: messenger RNA, 1000 nt
Organism: Arvicanthis niloticus (Nile rat)
Lineage: Eukaryota; Metazoa; Chordata; Mammalia; Rodentia; Muridae
Gene: Fam3b
Product: FAM3 metabolism regulating signaling molecule B
Source: RefSeq, a predicted model, not a curated record
GCCAGCUUUCACUGGUCCCUGGGAAUUGCAGCCAAGACCAGGGUAGGAAGAGAACAGUUUCUGGAAGAUGCGUCCAGUUGCUGCAGGUAUCUUCAAGACACUACUGUUUAUUUUCUCCUCCCUGUGUGCCUGGUAUUCUGGGUACCUGCUUGCAGAGUUCAUCCCUGACGUGCCUCUGUCCAACACUCUCUACAACAUCCGAAGCGUUGGAGGGAGACCUGUUCUCAAAGCCCCAGCCCCCAAAAGACAAAAAUGUGACCAUUGGUCCCCAUGUCCUCCUGACACUUAUGCCUACCGGCUGCUCAGUGGUGGUGGCCGAGACAAGUAUGCCAAGAUCUGCUUUGAGGACGAACUGCUAUUAGGAGAGAAGAUGGGGAAUGUGGCAAGAGGGAUAAACAUUGCUGUCGUCAACUAUAACUCUGGGCCAAUGGCCAAGUUCAUUCAGAGCACCCCUUCAAAAUCCCUGCUGUUCAUGGUGACUCAUGAUGAUGGAAGCUACAAACUGCAGGCUCAAGCAAAGGAUGCCAUAGAAGCCCUUGGAAGCCAAGAAAUCAAGAACAUGAAGUUCAGAUCAAGCUGGGUGUUUGUUGCAGCAAAGGGCUUUGAGCUCCCUUCAGAAAUCGAGAGAGAAAAAAUCAACCACUCGGAUCAAUCUAAGAACAGAUACUCGGGCUGGCCAGCAGAGAUCCAGAUCGAGGGAUGCAUACCCAAAGGGCUGAGAUAACGGUGCUUGGACCUCAAUAAACGUGUUUUGUACAGAUACACUCAGCUGGAAUGGCACAGGAGUCUGAUCCCUUCUGUGAAGGAAAGUGUUGAUGUGGUUUUGCAGUUUGUUGUAAACCAAUAAGACACUGUUAGUUACACUGGUUCUUAGCAGCUGAUGUUAUCUCACUGCCGUCUGUACGGUGAAGGAAUUUUCAACCUGGGACAACUUGCAGAAGGAAGACAUUUUGGGGGCUGGGGUGGAUGGAGGGUGGAAAGGAGUGAACCUGCUUGCUAG